Homo sapiens (human) is the source of this 4003-nucleotide messenger RNA. RefSeq names its product carboxymethylenebutenolidase homolog (gene CMBL). Lineage: Eukaryota; Metazoa; Chordata; Mammalia; Primates; Hominidae. The transcript is spliced from 6 exons. The coding region runs from base 408 to 1145 and encodes 245 amino acids. Gene Ontology annotation, cellular component: cytosol. Gene Ontology annotation, molecular function: hydrolase activity. The record is from RefSeq and is a predicted model, not a curated record.
CUCUCGUCUCCUCCCCACUGCGCCUCCCUCCCUCCUGGCCUUCCUUCCCUUCCCCGACUUUGCAGAUUUCUCUUCCCCCAGGCCUCCCUCCUCCACCUCUCCGCCCCCUCCGGGCUUGGCUCUCCCAGGAGGCUACGACUGGAGCCACUGGUCCCGCAGGAUCCCCGCGUCCUCGGUCGCCGCGUCCACGUCCCUCUCGCGUCCCCGCCCGGCGCCACGCCGCCUCCUCUGGGUUCGGCCUCCGCGCGGUGCAGCGCAGUCUCAGGCCGCGGGACAAGGUACGUGCGCGUCCCCGGGGCACACAAGCCCACACAAGCCCGGGCCCCGCUCCUCUGAACUCCCGCGUGUGUUCUGACUAUGGCAAAGAAGGUCUUUGCCGCGUGCACGGCCCGACUUAAAUCUCUGCAAUGGCUAACGAAGCUUAUCCUUGUCCGUGUGACAUUGGCCACAGACUUGAGUAUGGAGGGCUAGGCCGUGAAGUUCAAGUCGAGCACAUCAAGGCUUAUGUCACCAAAUCCCCCGUUGAUGCAGGCAAAGCUGUGAUUGUCAUUCAAGAUAUAUUUGGCUGGCAGUUGCCCAAUACCAGAUAUAUAGCUGACAUGAUCUCAGGAAAUGGAUACACAACCAUUGUUCCAGACUUCUUUGUAGGGCAAGAGCCUUGGGACCCCUCUGGCGACUGGUCUAUCUUCCCUGAGUGGCUGAAAACAAGAAAUGCCCAGAAGAUCGAUAGAGAGAUCAGUGCUAUCUUGAAGUAUCUGAAACAACAGUGUCAUGCCCAGAAAAUUGGCAUCGUGGGAUUCUGCUGGGGUGGAACUGCUGUCCAUCAUUUGAUGAUGAAAUACUCAGAAUUCAGGGCAGGGGUGUCCGUCUAUGGCAUUGUCAAGGAUUCUGAAGACAUUUACAAUUUAAAGAACCCCACUUUGUUCAUUUUUGCUGAAAAUGAUGUUGUGAUUCCACUCAAGGACGUAUCUUUGCUGACUCAGAAGUUGAAAGAACACUGCAAAGUUGAAUAUCAAAUUAAAACAUUUUCUGGGCAGACUCAUGGGUUCGUGCAUCGGAAGAGAGAAGAUUGCUCACCUGCAGACAAGCCCUACAUUGACGAGGCCAGAAGGAAUUUAAUUGAGUGGCUGAACAAGUACAUGUAGCAAGAAUCAAGGGCAAGCCUUCCUAGAAUAGCUUUCAUCCCAAAAUUUGCUUGGAAAUAGUUAGAUCAUUUGAUUUAAUUUUCACUUUUAUAAAAUAAGUGUAGGAAUCCUAAAAUUGAUUAUUUCAUUUGAAACACAAAUUCAGUAGGACGUAAUGCAUGAAAUAAUUUAAUUUUUGACAUGUACAUCGAAUCAUAAUUUAAAAACAAGGUCUGACCAGGUGUAGUGCCUCAUGCCUGUAAUUCCAGCACUUUGGGAGGCCAAAGUGGGUGGAUCACCUGAGGUCAGGAGUUUGAGACCAGCCUGGCCAACAUGGUGAGACCCCAUCUCUACAAAAAAUACAAAAAUUAGCCUGGUGUGGUGGUGCACGCCUGUAGUCCCAGCUACUUGGGAGGCUGAGGCACAAGAAUCAAUAGAACCCAGGAGGUGGAGACUGCAGUGAGCCAAGAUUGUGCCACUACUGUACUCUAGCCUGGGCAGCAGAGUGAGACCCUGUCUCAAAAAUAAAUAAGUAAAUAAAUAAAUAAAUAAAAUAAAAACCAGGUCAGUACCUGGAGAAUUUGAAUGAUAGAGAAUGAUAGAGUAAUACCCUAAUUAUUAGUUAAAACCUACAGGCCGGGUGCGGUGGCUCACGCCUGUAAUCCCAGCACUUUGGGAGGCCGAGGUGGGUGGAUCACUUGAGGUCAGGAGUUCAAGACCAGCCUGGCCAACAUGGUGAAACCCCAUCUCUACUAAAAAUAUAAAAAUCAGCCGGGCAUGGUGGCAUGUGCCUGUAAUCCCAGCUACUCAGGAGUCUGAGGAGGAGAAUCACUUGAACCUGGAGGCAGAGGUUGCAGUGAGUCGAGGUUGCGCUACUGCACUCCAGCCUGGACAACAGAGGGAGACUCUGUCUCAAAAAAAAAAAAAAACCUACAGCUGUUCAAGGACCAGCUGACAGGUCAAGUGUGGCCUUUUCUGGUCUUUGAACACAUCAUAGAAAGUGACAAAUGCUGCAAAGCCAUGAAGAACAUGAACUAUAAACGGGUAGACUAACUGCCCAGCUUAGACACUUAUCUAUGCCACAAAACAGCUGAAUUUGUCACAUUUAUAUAUUGCAAUAUGGGAAGUAUUGAGAUCAAAACAGGAUUCCAUUGACCUAAUUAUAUUAAGCUAAUAAACUAAUUUUUUGAAUUUUUGAAUUUGCAGCUUUUUUAAAAAGAUAGCAGAGAACGGUGGGCUAGAGUUGUCACCCAGCUGUUGUCUCCUAAGCAGUGGAUUUCCAAGCACUGGCAUUUUUGGGUCCCAGGGCCUGAGGCUACCUCAGAAAUAUCUCCUGUGUUUCUGGUGGUGGCGUAAAGGGGAGAGCCGGUGAGAAACUCUGCACCUGCACCUACGGGGUGCGUACAUGUGACUUUGGGCAAGUGACUUGAUGUUGUAGUUUUUUUCCUAAUUUUGUCUUGACGUCCUUCUCAGGAGAGAGUGGCUGUAAACUCUAGCCCUGCCCUGACGGGGAUCCUGGGGAUGUGGUCGUGGGUGUUUCCCAUGUGCCUUUCAUGGGAUCCUUCUUUGACCUCACAGACGGCCUGAUUCCUGAGUGUCCAACCUGUGGCCAGGUGUCCCUCUCGCAGGAAGCUUGUUUAUCCUGGCACAUGACCUUGUGGCUCUCAUCUGACCUGUGUCCAGUUUAUUCCUACUGAGACAGCCACUCUCCCGGAGAGCCCUGACCGGGAAAGAAGUUAGGAUGGGGUAGAGGAGGCAACUCAUCAGAACCCAAGAAAUGACAGAAGCAGUUUAUUGCUUACAGAUCCAGAGAACAGAGGGCAGCACGCUUCACAGGGCCAGCAAAAAGGGGGAGCCAUUCAGGACACAUGGGCUCAACCAGAAGGUGGAGAACGAGAGAGAGAGGGAGCUAUGAGCCAAAGCCUUCACUGGGGCCCAGGGUGUCAUCUAUGCAGGUUUCCCCUGGAGGUUCUAACUGGGGGGUUUAGAGCAAGCAGGCAUGAGCCCCGGGGACUCACGCUGUGACUGAGAGGGGUCGGUGUGGGUAGGAUAUCGGCAUGGUCCAUGUGGGUGUGGGGGUCAGUGGGACAAGUCAAGCAGGUGGUAUCCAGCUGUCCAUGGGAAGGUGGUCCCAGGAGGCGGUUUUGUAAGGCAGAUGUCUGGAUCGACCACCUUGGGGAACAGUGAGAAGUUGUAUAACUGGAAACUGUGUUACUAAUCCCUGCUUCUAGUAUGAGAAAGUCCAACUUACAUUCAAAUAGAUGCUCAGGAAACAUAAAAUUCAAAGAAUUCCCAAACUUGAGCUUCCUGAGCCUCAGUUUUUGCAUCUGUCAAAUGGGUAUGGGGAGACCCUUUGCCUAAUGUUGAGAGAAUCCAAGCCUGAGCAGGGCUGGUCUACUGUGGACACUUAGUUGUGGACCCCAACAGGCCAAAGCCCUUGCCUGCUGAGGGCUGCUCCCAGGAGGCCUCACACAUUCAUCCGGCCUCCCAGGAAACCCCUGAGAUGUGCUGGGCUUUUGCCGUGGAACGGUGUCGGUGAGCAUGUGGCCAGUAGCCAGAGUCUUCAACAUAGGUGGGAGGUCUGAAAUUCGUGCGAGAAUGAACCAAGGGUGUGGCUGUAUCCUUCAUGGUGAGCUUGGGGCCUGGGCAGCCUUCCCUCUGCUGAGUCCUUUGGUCAAAUGUCAUGGUGUUCUGAACCAGCACUGCAGAUAGAAGUAUAAUGUAAGUCACACACGUACUUCUUUAAAAAGAUAUGUUCUUCAGUGACUAUUAGACAAACAGAUAAAUGAAGGUAAAGGGAAAAAAUGGCAACUUUAGCUUUUUUCCCCAUGUAUGUAAUUUUAAAUUUUCUUAUAGCCCCAUUAAAAAAAGGAAAGAGA